Messenger RNA from Lycium barbarum (goji berry), 1210 nucleotides. Its product is annotated as transcription factor bHLH106-like. The coding region runs from base 98 to 838 and encodes 246 amino acids. Gene Ontology annotation, molecular function: DNA-binding transcription factor activity; protein dimerization activity. Gene Ontology annotation, biological process: regulation of DNA-templated transcription. The transcript is spliced from 2 exons. Lineage: Eukaryota; Viridiplantae; Streptophyta; Magnoliopsida; Solanales; Solanaceae. The record is from RefSeq and is a predicted model, not a curated record.
CCAUUAUUCGUUUUAUCUAAAAUUCCCACCGAAAGCUUUCUCUCUUUAGAAGACAAACCCCACUCCCCACCCCAUCCCCCACGCCCAAAAAAACAACAUGCAACAAGAAGACUUGCUAGAAAACUUGGAUUUUUGCCAUUAUUUGGCCAAAGAUAUAUCAUCAAGUAAUAAUAAUAUGAUGGGAGAAUAUGGUUUUGGUAUUCCAACUCUUAAAGGCUUUUGUAGUUCCGCGUUUUACCCUCAUCAUGUGGAAUUUCAAGAAACUAUAGAGAGUACUACCCCAGAGGCUAGAGCUAAGAAUCAUAAAGAAGCUGAAAGAAGAAGAAGAGAGAAGAUUAAUUCUCAUCUUGAAAGGCUCAGAACCCUACUUUCCUGCAAUUCUAAGACAGAUAAAGCUUCUUUACUAGCCAAAGUGGUUCAACGUGUGAGGGAGCUCAAAGAGCAAACUUCACAAAUCAUACAACUUGAAACAAACUUCCCUUCUGAAACUGAUGAAAUCACUGUGCUCUCAUCAAAUGAUUUUUUAGCUGAUGGAAGAUUACUCAUUAAGGCAUCCCUUUGUUGCGAGGAUCGAUUCAAUCUGAUCCCUGACCUAAUUGAAACCCUAAAAUCGCUCGGAUUGAGUCCUCUAAGAGCUGAAAUGGUCACAUUAGGAGGGAGAAUUCGUAACGUUAUUGUAUUAGCUGCAGAUCGUAAGGGUAAUAAUAGUACUAGUGAUGAGUCGCUUUUGUUCUUGAGAGAUGCUUUGAGGUCUAUAGUUCAACGUUCAAGUUAUGGUACUGGUGAACGGUCUAAAAGGCGAAGAAGAGUAUUAGGUCAAGAAACAAGAAAUGAGUAGGGUACAACUAAUUUUCCAUGGAUGCUUUGUCGAAGGGGAGCCUUAGUGUGAUCUGUAAGUGACGAGUUCGAGUCGUGAUAUCAAUCAGCCAUUAAUAUUUGUGUCAGGAUAAGUUAUCUAUAUUACACUCCUGGGGUGCAGCUGAUUUUUCUUUCAUGGAUGCGCUAUUUGGAUAGGUCCAUGCAUGCGCUAUAUAUGUUAUAUUUUAUAUGUUGUCGUGAGUAAUUUAAGAGUUUGGAUAUGUAAUAGUAACCAACUAAUUAGGGUUUGUUUAGACCAGGGUUAAGGAUAAAUGUAAGUAAUCGUUUCACUUGAUAUAACUAUGAAUGACGAUCGGCAAGGGAGAUAAGCUUGCCAUUUAUUAUAUCUUCA